GUAUGUGAUAGUUGGGUCUGCUUCAAUUGAUGAUGCAAGCAGUAUUGACCACUUUGACAUGUACAGCAAUAAUGAAUCUGUCACUCCAAACCCUCGGUAUCCCCUGGAAGAUUACACAUUACACAUUGUUGACAUUGAAAUGGGAUGUUUGGUCAGUUCACGAACCUUCAAACAUGAUAAGAUUUUUCUCUCUCACAACCAAGGUCUCUAUCUUUACCGUCAAACUUUGGCUGUUCUCUCUGUGCAGCACCAGACAAUCCACAUAUUUCAGAUUACACCAGGAGGAAACUUUCUAGAUAUACGGACAAUAGGACGAGUCUGCUAUGAGGAUGACGAUUACUACCUAUCAACUGUCUUGCCUGACCGCAUGCAAGCUACAUAUCAGCAUGGAAGAGAGAAACUUAUAAAUUCCUUAAAGCACAGAUUAAUUCACAAGAGAUUUAAGAAGACAAUUAUCAGUGCACGUGGUGGGGGUGUGACAGUGGCUACAAAAAGACUUUUGGGUCAGUUGCCUAUUUCAGCCCAGUCGUACUCAGCUUCUCCCUAUUUAGACUUAACACUCUUCUCUUAUGACGACAAAUGGGUAUCUGUGAUGGAACGCCCAAAGAGCUGUGCAGAUCAUCCCAUAAGGUUUUAUGGUCGAGACUCCGGCCUCAUCAAGUUCAAUAUUCAUGCUGGACGCGGCAGUCUCUUUGGAUCUUCAACAUCCUUAUCGUCCACCAGAAGCCUUGUGGCAUUUACCUUUCAUCCAGCUGAUCCAUUUACCAUAUCUGUCCAGCGAGCAAAUGCAGAUUAUGUUGUAAAUUUCCAUUUGAGACAUAAACCAAGCUGACAGGGAUUUUACUCUAGGAGUGAGCUUGUGAUUCUUUGGAAUAUAGAUUUCUCCAAAGAUGUCAAGCUCUUUCUUUUCUUUCUUAUCUGCCUUUGCUGUAGUUACCAUCAAAAUAAUGUAAAGGAAAUAUAUUUGAUGUGAUGCUUCUAAGGAACUUGAAAUAAGUAUAAUGUAUUACUGUUUGAAAGGCAAGUCUCAAGGAAAUAUCUUAACUUUCAAAGAUGUUAUGUAGAUUGUUCUUCACUCUGUAUAGUGUUGAUUGUUUAGUUUUUUCUCCUGUGCCUAAUAUUUCAAGUUCAUUUUAGAUGACUAUAUAAUCACUGAGGCAAAGCCAUAGGAUCUUACAGAUAUGGAUUUUAUCAUAACUAAAAUAUGUAUAUAGAAUAUUUACAGUACUCACCUUAGUUACAGAAACAUGUACUAAUCUCAGAAAAAGAA
This is a messenger RNA of Penaeus monodon (black tiger shrimp), 1270 nucleotides long. It is a transcript of the gene abo, whose product is annotated as DET1 homolog. The record is from RefSeq and is a predicted model, not a curated record. Gene Ontology annotation, molecular function: ubiquitin protein ligase binding; ubiquitin-like ligase-substrate adaptor activity. Gene Ontology annotation, cellular component: cullin-RING ubiquitin ligase complex; nucleus. NCBI's taxonomy places the organism in Eukaryota, Metazoa, Arthropoda, Malacostraca, Decapoda, Penaeidae. Gene Ontology annotation, biological process: protein ubiquitination; positive regulation of proteasomal ubiquitin-dependent protein catabolic process.